Ctenocephalides felis (cat flea) is the source of this 489-nucleotide messenger RNA. Its product is annotated as cytochrome c oxidase subunit 6B2-like. Lineage: Eukaryota; Metazoa; Arthropoda; Insecta; Siphonaptera; Pulicidae. The record is from RefSeq and is a predicted model, not a curated record. Gene Ontology annotation, cellular component: mitochondrion; respiratory chain complex IV.
UUGUUUAAUGGUGUGAUAACUACCACGAGGCAAUGAUCAUAAAAUUUUACUAUCAGUACUAGCUGUUAUUUGGUUUUAAUGCGAUUGAAAUAUUUAUCAAUUUAAAUAGAUUGGGUAAUAGACAGUAUUAUUAGAGACAGUUUAUGAAUUUACAGGCGGUUUGAUUAUAAAUCUGGUGUAAUAACGAUAUUCUUUAGGCAAAACAACUAGAAGACAUCAAAUCGCCCUAAUCAUCAGUUCAAGAUGGUUCCUCCAAUGAAGCCCGAAGAUCUAAAAACAGCACCAUUUGAUCCCAGAUUUCAAAAUCAAAAUCAAACUAAAUAUUGUUAUCAAAGUUUUGUUGAUUAUCAUCGUUGCAAAAAAGUUAAAGGGGAUGGCUAUUCUGCUUGUGAUUAUUUUAAAAAUGUUUUUACAAGUAUUUGUCCAAUUGAAUGGGUCGAGAAUUGGAAUACUCAAAUUGAAGAAGGAAGAUUUCCAGGAAAAAUAUAA